Messenger RNA from Periophthalmus magnuspinnatus, 2604 nucleotides. It is a transcript of the gene ptchd4, whose product is annotated as patched domain containing 4. Gene Ontology annotation, cellular component: membrane. Lineage: Eukaryota; Metazoa; Chordata; Actinopteri; Gobiiformes; Gobiidae. The coding region runs from base 1 to 2604 and encodes 867 amino acids. The record is from RefSeq and is a predicted model, not a curated record. The transcript is spliced from 3 exons.
AUGUGCUUGAUCGGAGGAGACGGGGCUUCCGCGAGCUGGAUUUUGUGGAGGAUGCUGCGGCAAGUGAUUCACAGAGGGCUCAAGGCGUCGUUCUACUGGCUCGGCUUGUUCGUCAGCAGGCACCCCGUCUUCUUCCUCACCGUGCCCGCCGUGCUAACCAUCAUCUUCGGCUCCACCGUACUCAGUCGCUUCAAGCCGGAGACCAAUCUGGAAGUGUUGGUGGCCCCGACUCACAGCUUAGCCAAGAUCGAACGCAGUCUCGCCAACAGCCUCUUCCCCGUGGAUCAGUCCAAGCACAAGCUCUACUCGGAUCUCCACACACCGGGCAGGUACGGGAGGCUCAUUCUACUCGCCCGCGCCGGAGGGAACAUACUGGAACUAGCGGACCAGGUUCUCCAAGUGCACAAGCAAGUCCUGGAGCUGCGCGAUGGGCGUGUGUCAUUCAUCGGGCACCAGCUGGGAGGGGUCACCUUCUCCCCUAACAGCCGUGACCAGACAGUGAAGUCGGCGCGGGCCGUACAGAUCACAUAUUACCUGCGUAACAAUGGGCCUGUGGUGCAGGACAUCAUCGCCGAGCGCUGGGAGAACGAGUUCUGCGCCCUGGUCCAGCGGCUGUCCUCCAUCCCUCCCCCACACAGCACGGAUCAGCUGCACCUGCAGUCGCUCACCUCCUUUAGCCUGUGGAGGGACUUCCAUCAGACUGGGGUGCUGGCCAAAGGAGAGGUGCUAGUGAGCCUGGUGCUGGUCCUGCUGGCUGCUACUAUCUCCAGCUCCAUGAGGGACUGUCUGAGGGGGAAGCCCUUUUUGGGGCUGCUGGGAGUCCUCACCAUCUGCAUCGCCAACGUCACAGCCGCAGGGAUAUUCUUCAUAUCCGAUGGAAAGUUCAACUCCACACUGCUGGGGAUCCCGUUCUUUGCAAUGGGCCAUGGAACCAAAGGCGUUUUUGAGCUGCUGGCGGGCUGGAGGAGGACGAGGGAGAACCUGCCGUUCAAAGAACGUGUGGCUGACGCAUUUGCAGACGUGAUGGUGUGCUACACUAUGACCAGCUCCCUCUACAUCAUCACUUUCGGCAUGGGAGCCAGCCCCUUCACCAACAUCGAAUCUGUCAAGAUCUUUUGCCAGAGCAUGUGCGUGGCAAUCCUGGUCAACUACUUUUACGUUUUCUCUUUUUAUGGAUCUUGCCUGGUUUUUGCCGGACAGCUGGAGCAGAACCGGUACCACAGUGUAUUCUGCUGUAAGAUCCCGUCAGUGGAGUAUCUGGACCGCCAGCCCACGUGGUUUAAAACUAUGAUGAGCGAUGGGCAUGACUUAUCCACGCACCAUGACAGUUUGCCCUACCAGAACCACUUUAUCCAGCACUUCCUUCGUGAACACUACACAGAAUGGAUUACUAACACUUAUGUCAAACCAUUUGUAGUGAUUCUGUAUCUCAUCUAUGCCUCUUUUUCGUUCAUGGGAUGUUUACAAAUUAGUGAUGGAUCCAACAUUGUAAACUUGCUUGCUAGUAACUCUCCAAGUGUUUCAUAUGCAUUGACCCAGCAGAAGUACUUCAGCAACUACAGUCCUGUAAUUGGAUUUUACAUUUAUGAACCCAUUGAAUACUGGAACUCUACUGUGCAAGAGCAUCUCAAGACUCUGAGUCAUGGAUUCAAUAAAAUUUCUUGGAUGGACAACUUUUUCCAUUACUUACGGGUGGUGAACGUGAGCGCGUCCACCAAAAGCGACUUCAUCAGUAUCCUCAAGGGCUCUUUCCUGCGAAGCCCGGAGUACCAGCACUUCACUGAGGACAUCAUCUUCUCCAAGAACCGCGAGACAGACGAGUAUGACAUCAUCGCCUCGCGCAUGUAUCUAGUGGCACGGACCACCGAGAAGAAGCGCGAGGAGGUGGUGGAGCUUCUGGAGAAACUUCGACCGCUGAUGUUAAUUAACAGCAUCAAGUUCAUUGCCUUCAAUCCCACUUUUGUCUUCAUGGAUCGUUACAGCUCCUCAGUCAUCUCGCCCAUUCUGACCUCAGGCUUCAGCGUGCUCACCAUCCUCAUCCUCACCUUCUUCCUGGUCAUCAACCCCCUAGGGAACUUUUGGCUCAUCUUGACGGUCACCUCCGUAGAGCUGGGUGUGUUGGGUUUGAUGACACUCUGGAAUGUUGGCAUGGACAGCAUCUCAAUCCUGUGCCUUAUUUAUACCCUCAACUUUGCCAUGGAUCACUGUGCACCACAUCUGUACACUUUUGUACUAGCUACAGAGCACACCAGGACGCAGUGCAUCAAGCUGGCUCUGGAGGAGCAUGGGGCGGCCAUCUUGCAGAACACUUCCUGCUUUGUGAUUGGGAUUAUGCCCUUAGUGUUUGUGCCUUCCAACCUGACCUACACACUGUUCAAGUGCUCCCUGCUCACUGCAGGCUGCACGCUGCUGCACUGCUUUGUCAUCCUCCCCGUCUUCCUCACCUUCUUCCCGCCUUCCAAAAAGAGACACAAGAAGAAGAAACGGGCAAAGCGGAAAGAGCGGGAACGAGAGAGGGAGCGGGAACGGGAGAGGGAGAGAGAGAGGGAGGAGAUUGAGUGUAUAGAAAUCAGGGACAAUCCUGAUCAUGUGACUAACGUCUGA